AUGAACGACAGCCGGUUGGCCCCAGACGAAGACGUGGACUACGGGGUGGCCCCGGAGGACGUCCCGGACACCACGCGGGGCCCCGCCUUCUUGGCGGCCAGCGUGGUGAUAGCGGCGGUCCUGCUGUGCAUCAUGGCGGUGUGCGGCGUGGGCAACUGCGCCUUCAUCGCCGGGCUGGUGCGCCACAGGAAGCUGCGCAGCCUGACCAACCUGCUGAUGGCCAACCUGGCGCUGUCCGACGUGCUGGUGGCGGCGCUCUGCUGCCCCCUGCUGCUGGACUAUUACGUCCUUAAGCGGCUGUCCUGGGACCACGGCCUCCUCAUGUGCGGCGCCGUCAACUACCUGCGCACGCUCUCCCUCCACGUGUCCACCAACGCCCUGCUGGCCAUCGCCGUGGACAGGUACCUGGCCAUCGUGCACCCUCUGAGACCUCGCAUGAAGCGCCAGACGGCGUAUUGCGUCAUGGCCGCAGUCUGGGCGCUGCCCGUCCUGAUCGCCAUCCCCUCGGCCGUCAUGUCGUCAGAGACGGCCUACCCCAGCCUGGGGGGCGGAGCCUCCAAGACCUUCUGCGCCCAGAUCUGGCCGGCGGAGCAGCAGGCGUGGUACCGCUCCUACUUCCUGCUGGUGUUGGCGGUGGAGUUCCUGGGCCCGGUGGGCGUCAUGGCCGUCUGCUACGUGCGCAUCUCCGCCGAGUUGUGGUUUAAAGACCUUCCGGGCUUCCAGACCCAGCAGAUCCGUAAACGUCUGCGGAAGCGGCGCAGGACGGUAGUGGUUCUGAUCCUGGUCCUGGUGGCCUACGUGCUGUGCUGGACUCCGUACUACAGCUUCGCCCUGCUGCGGGACUUCUACCCCAGCCUCAUCUCGGGGGACCGGAACUCCCUACUGGUCUUCUACGUCAUCGAGUGCGUGGCCAUGAGCAACGGCGUCAUCAACACGCUGUGCUUCGUCGGCGUCAGACGCCGCGCCACAAGACCCCGCGGGCCGGCCCGCUUCCCGCUGGUCUCCUUCCUGGCCCGCAAGUCCACGGACGGGGCCGAGGCUCGCACGUCCUCGCUCAGGGUGACCGAGGACGCGGGGGGAGUCCGGUCCGUCUAG
Messenger RNA from Nerophis lumbriciformis (worm pipefish), 1095 nucleotides. It is a transcript of the gene prokr1a, whose product is annotated as prokineticin receptor 1a. The record is from RefSeq and is a predicted model, not a curated record. Gene Ontology annotation, cellular component: plasma membrane. NCBI's taxonomy places the organism in Eukaryota, Metazoa, Chordata, Actinopteri, Syngnathiformes, Syngnathidae. Gene Ontology annotation, biological process: neuropeptide signaling pathway. Gene Ontology annotation, molecular function: neuropeptide receptor activity.